GUGUCGCGUCACUCCCUUCCAUAACCAACAAGUAGUGGAUUAGCCGAGUAGAAAAACAUUGUGUUCUACGUCGUGGACAAAUAUACUCUCCAGUCUCCAUAAAAUAAUAUAUAAAUAAAAUCUUAAAUAUCCCCAUAACAUCUCGCCAUUUUAUACUGUGAUGUGAUAAGAAUACCAAGAAUAGAUCUAACUUUUAUACUCAAUCCAUCAAUCUAUAGUGAUUAAAAUUUAACCUUACUUUCAAGGACAUCUUCUAACUUUGCUGUUGUAUAAAGUUUAUAACAACAUAAUGUCUCAUGUCAUUGUUAGUGCUUGCAAUCAAGAAGAUAGUAUGAAAAAAUCGAAUAACUUAUUUUCGUCUUCUUUAAACAAAAAUCAAAGCGAAAAUUUUGAUUCGCUUAAAUUGAGCAUAUUAUCUUAUAUUAAAGCUGUAAAUAAAAAGAAUGAAUCUAUGCUAAGUACCAGAUCACGCCAACAUAAACAAGAACCUGAUUUAAAUAAAAUUGUAAGCAGAAUAUCGACAGAAGAAGUUCAUUAUAUUAAACGUAAACGCAAAUCUUUAGUAUGCCAAGAAAAGGUUGUAGAUAAUUUUACUGAAAAUGUCGACAAACCGAGUUUAGACUUUACUGAUGAUUUACCGCAAAAGAAACAACCAAGGAUAUCUACAGAAUCGGAAAAGUAUGUAGAAAUAAAGAAUCUAAUGACAUCUGCUGAUAUCAAAGCUAUAGAUGACCUUUUGGAGAGUUUAAAAACAUAUAGAAAUAUAGCUGAACUUGAAGAUGUAGCUGAUUCUGUAGAAGUGACGCAGGCAUCAUUGUCUACUUCAAUCAAUUACUCAACAGAAAUGAUCGAAAAUAUUACAAAUGGGUGUAUUGAACCGAUCGUGAUAAUACCUCCACAGCAAUGCAAAGCAAAACUUAUGACACAUCCUAAUGUAUAUCAGAAACCAAUUUCACCGGUUGUUACCGUACUACGUGAAAGUAAAGGAAUUAUCCGAAAAGUAAUAAGUAUACUAGAGCCGUUCACGAUACAAAUUCCACCGCAAUGCAACGUACGAGUUACAAUAAAACACAGCAAAAAAUACAAAGACAUUUUACCGGUUGUUAACAUAUACAGCCAAUCUAAGCAUAUAAAAGUAAUAAGCCUACCUCCCUAAUUAAAACCGAUUUAUAAUGAAGACGAGAUAAAAGAACGUGUUUCAGCUAGCA
Molecule: messenger RNA, 1208 nt
Organism: Onthophagus taurus
Lineage: Eukaryota; Metazoa; Arthropoda; Insecta; Coleoptera; Scarabaeidae
Source: RefSeq, a predicted model, not a curated record